Musa acuminata subsp. malaccensis (wild Malaysian banana) is the source of this 1954-nucleotide messenger RNA. Its product is annotated as laccase-4. Gene Ontology annotation, molecular function: copper ion binding; hydroquinone:oxygen oxidoreductase activity. Gene Ontology annotation, biological process: lignin catabolic process. The record is from RefSeq and is a predicted model, not a curated record. Lineage: Eukaryota; Viridiplantae; Streptophyta; Magnoliopsida; Zingiberales; Musaceae. Gene Ontology annotation, cellular component: apoplast.
AACCAUAAAUCUUACCAUUUCUCUCUUGUAUCGCCACAGAUACAGGGAUGGCUUCCUCAGUUCUCAUGGGAGCCUUGUUCUUGUCAUCCAUGGUUGUGUUUGCGUUUCCAGAUGAUGCACGAGCCGAGCAUGCUGGCACGACCAGGCACUACAGCUUCGACAUACGAAUGGCAAAUGUGAGCAGGCUCUGCGCCACAAAGAGCAUCUUGACCGUCAACGGGGAGUUCCCGGGGCCGAGGAUCGUGGCCAGAGAAGGCGACCGCGUCGUCGUCAAGGUGUCCAACCAUGUACCGCACAACGUCACCAUUCAUUGGCAUGGCGUCCGGCAGCUGCGGAGCGGGUGGGCGGACGGGCCGGCGUACGUGACCCAGUGCCCGAUUCAGACAGGGCACAACUACGUCUACAACUUCACGGUGGUGGGACAGAGAGGGACCCUCUUCUGGCACGCCCACGUUUCAUGGCUGAGGGCCACCCUCUACGGCCCGAUCAUCAUCCUCCCCAAGCAUGGCGUUCCCUACCCGUUCGCCAAACCCUACAAAGAAGUCCCCAUCAUCUUCGGUGAGUGGUGGAAGGCUGACACAGAGGCCAUCAUCAGCCAGGCACUUCAGACAGGCGGCGGCCCUAAUGUUUCAGAUGCCUACACGAUCAAUGGCCUCCCAGGCCCCCUGUACAACUGUUCGGCUAAAGAUACAUUCAAGCUCAAGGUGAAGCCAGGAAAGACGUACCUCCUGCGCCUGAUCAACGCUGCUGUCAAUGACGAGCUCUUCUUCAGUAUCGCCAACCAUUCUGUCACCGUCAUCGAAGUCGAUGCCGUCUACGUGAAGCCCUUCGACGCCGAGACUAUCGUGAUAUCACCGGGCCAGACGACCAACGUCCUCCUCCAUGCCAAGCCUACUUACCCCAGCGCCACCUUCUUCAUGAUGGCCAGGCCUUACGCCACUGGAUCCGGCACGUUCGACAACUCCACGGUCGCCGCCGUGCUCGAGUACCGAAAGCCCUACAGUUCAUCCGCCGCCGGCUUUGACAAGAACCUCCCGCUCUACAAGCCGACCCUUCCAGCAUUCAAUGACACUUCUUCCGCCGCAAACUUCACCGGCAAGUUACGUAGUCUGGCAACAGCUCUGUUUCCGGCGAACGUGCCGCAAACCGUGGACCGACGAUUCUUCUUCACGGUUGGGCUCGGGACGAGACCGUGCCCGAAGAACCAGACGUGCCAAGGGCCCAACGGCACCAUGUUCGCCGCCGCCGUCAACAACAUCUCGUUCGUGUCGCCCACGACGGCUCUCCUCCAGGCACACUUCACCGGGAAGUCCAGCGGCGUCUACACCCCGGACUUCCCUGUCGUCCCCCUGAUGCCGUUCAACUACACCGGAGCUCCGCCGAACAACACGAUGGUGAGCAAUGGGACCAAGUUGGUGGUGCUUCCGUUCAACACCAGCGUCGAGUUGGUGAUGCAGGACACCAGCAUUCUAGGGGCGGAGAGCCACCCGCUACACCUCCAUGGCUACAACUUCUUCGUCGUCGGGCAAGGGUUCGGCAACUACGAUCCGGUGAACGACCCCGCGAAGUUUAACCUGGUGGAUCCGGUGGAGAGGAACACCAUCGGCGUUACGGCCGGCGGUUGGGUGGCCAUCAGAUUCUUGGCCGACAAUCCAGGUGUGUGGUUCAUGCACUGUCACAUUGAGGCUCACAUGAGUUGGGGGUUGAGGAUGGCAUGGCUGGUCUUGAAUGGAAGACUGCCGAACCAGACACUGCCACCUCCACCGUCGGAUCUUCCCAAAUGCUAAUCUUGGCGGAUCGGCCGUUUGACUAACUUGGGUGCUCUUGAUCGACAUCUUAAUGAUUUCUUUUUGUUGUGCUGUCAUUUUUGUGAGAAGAUGAAAUGUUUUCUUCGUUGACUGGGGCCAUCGUUGACUCAGUUUCAUAUUGUAUAAAUAAUAUGGCGAUUUGGUGA